This is a messenger RNA of Lotus japonicus, 2500 nucleotides long. RefSeq names its product mannosyl-oligosaccharide 1,2-alpha-mannosidase MNS1-like. Gene Ontology annotation, biological process: N-glycan processing; carbohydrate metabolic process. Gene Ontology annotation, cellular component: Golgi membrane; endoplasmic reticulum. NCBI's taxonomy places the organism in Eukaryota, Viridiplantae, Streptophyta, Magnoliopsida, Fabales, Fabaceae. Gene Ontology annotation, molecular function: calcium ion binding; mannosyl-oligosaccharide 1,2-alpha-mannosidase activity. The transcript has 14 exons. The coding region runs from base 316 to 2052 and encodes 578 amino acids. The record is from RefSeq and is a predicted model, not a curated record.
AUCUAAGAAAAAAAAUUAGCAUGACAAAAUGCGGCGUUAAAGAGAGGGUGUUUAUCUUAACCUCUGACCACAUCACAACACAACAGAACAGUAUUCACCUGGUUUGUUCCAAAAUCCUCCGACAUUCAUUGCUCGCAUUCCUCAUGUUAAGGUUACACUUGUGUUCUCAUUUCACACCGACAAUGUAGCAAGCACCAUUCAUUCAUUCUCAUUCUAUUUAUACUCCAUUUCUCACCACUCACUCUCCUUUUCUUCCUCACGUUCUUCCCUUCCAAUUUCUUCUUCCUUUCUGCCUUCAUCCUUUGAUUCAAGACAAUGGGGAAGAAAUCUUAUUCUUCAUCCUCCACAUGGCGUGGAUGGCGCUACGUUCAACCUCGCUACUACAUCAAGAGGCCUAAACGACUCGCAUUGAUCAUCAUCGUUUGCAUCGCUCUCACAUGGCUUGUCUAUGAUCGCCAGUUACUCAACAAGGAGCACCAGGAGGAUAUUUUGAGAUUACAAGAAGAGGUUACACGCUUGCAGAAUACACUGGAAGAGAUAAAGGGCCAGAUGAAAGGCUCUGAAGCAGAAAGUUUACAAAAUGAUGAAAAAAUGAAUGAUUUGACCAAUGUUGUUUCGGUUGAGGAUGAUCCUAUUAGCAUACAUCGAAGAGAGAAAGUCAAAGAUGCUAUGCUUCAUGCAUGGACGGCUUAUGAAAAGUAUGCAUGGGGCAUGGAUGAACUUAAGCCACAAUCGAUGAACGGUGUUGACAGUUUUGGUGGUCUAGGAGCAACUUUAGUAGAUUCACUUGACACGCUAUUUAUAAUGGGGCUUGAUUCCCAGUUCAGAAGAGCUAGCGAGUGGAUUGCAGAAUCAUUGCAUUUUAACAAGAACAUUGAAGUUAGUGUGUUCGAGACAACCAUAAGAGUUUUGGGCGGACUUCUUAGUGCUUAUGAUCUCUCUGGGGACAAAGUCUUCCUUGAAAAGGCUAGGGAUAUUGCAGAUAAGCUGUUGCCUGCUUGGGAUACACCUUCAGGAAUCCCCUACAACAGAAUUAACUUGGAAAAUGGCAAUACAAAUAAUCCUAGGUGGACACGGGGAAACAGUAUUCUUGCAGAUUCUGGUUCAGAGCAGCUUGAAUUUAUUGCUCUCUCUCAAAGAACAAAUGACCCCAAAUACCAGCAAAGGGCUGAGAAGGUCAUCAAACAGUUUCGUAAAAUUUUUCCUGAAGAUGGGUUGCUUCCCAUAUAUAUUGAUCCAAAAACUGGAACUAAACCAAGUGGAGCUAUUACGUUUGGUGCUAUGGGUGAUAGCUUCUAUGAGUAUCUACUCAAGGCCUGGGUACAAGGGAACAAGACUGAAACAGUAAAAUUUUACAGGGAGAUGUGGGAGACAUCAAUGAAAGGUCUUGAGAGCUUGAUUAGGAAGUCAACACCGUCAUCUUUUGUGUACAUAACUGAGAAGCUUGGAAAUGGACUCUUUGACAAGAUGGAUGAAUUAGCAUGUUUUGUUCCCGGGAUGCUGGCUUUGGGAUCUUCCAGGGAAGGUGACAAAUAUAUGUCUCUAGCAGAGGAGCUUGCAUGGACUUGUUACAAUUUCUACCAAUCAACGCCAACUAAAUUGGCAGGGGAGAACUAUUACUUUCGCAAGGAUGAGGAUAUGACUGUUGGUACCUCGUGGAAUAUCCUAAGACCUGAAACAAUUGAGUCACUGUUUUACCUCUGGAGAUUCACUGGAAACAAGACUUACCAAGAAUGGGGUUGGAAUAUUUUCCAAGCAUUUGAAAAGAACUCUCGGACUGAGACAGGAUAUGUUGGACUCAAAGAUGUGACCACAGGUGCAAAAGAUAACAUGAUGCAGAGCUUCUUCCUCGCAGAAACACUCAAGUACCUCUAUCUCUUGUUUUCACCUUCAUCUCUCAUCUCUCUUGAUGAAUGGGUGUUCAAUACAGAGGCCCACCCUUUAAGAAUUGUUACUAGAAAUGCUCAUGAAGAGGAAUCGAGUGUAGACCAAGAAGAGAAAUUUCCACAUCAUUUACAUGGCAGAAAGGAAGGUCGAAUAGAUUACAAGUAGUUAUUGGUUGUGGCUUUAGGAUUAUACUAAGCAAACCCUGAAAAUAUGUUUGAGUUCCCUACUCUCCACUUAGAUCCAGGUGCUGUGUGCAGCCUUUGCUACUGUCUUAUUGGUCCAGCAUUCUGAAUAAUGAUGCAUAGAGGACAACUUGUCCUGGUUUAUCAACCUACAAUUGGGUUGUCGUUCACCUCCAAUAUCAGGUUAUGUGGUUAGGUGGUAAAGAAUAGUAGGAAGCUUUCUUUCUUUCUGUAGUAGUAGGAUAAAUGUGGGUGUAAAGGCCUAUGUAGAGAUAGAAGCCACUCUACUUAAGUUUUUAUCAAUUUUUGCCAAGGUGUAAAUUCUUGUGUGUCAAUUGAUUGACCAUAUGAUGGGAAUGUUGUGCAACUUUGAGAUGUAAUGUAUACUUUACCUGACAACUUAAGUUUUUGGCAUAGUUACUGCAUGACAA